UCAUCAGUCGUGGCAAUGGAUCAAGGCCACUUUUGUGAGGAAUCUGCAUCUGGAGACCUCCAUCUUAUGCUCUGCUCCAUGGUAGCAGACAAUGGCGAUGACCGGUCCGAGAGCAUCCUUGCUGAGAAUCACGUGGAUGGCACCCCAGGGAUCCUGAGUGGAGCUGGGGGCAGGAAACCCAUGAAAACGGGCAUGAAGGAGCUGGCGGUUAUGAGGGAGAAGGUGAAUGAGCAGCAGCGGCAGAUGGGCAAAGUGGGCAAGCCCCAUCACAACCACGAGGACUCGAAGAAGUCGCGGAUGCCGACGGGCAGGACCCCUUGUCAGCAGGAGCUGGAUCAGGUCCUGGAACGCAUCUCCACCAUGCGGCUGCCGGAUGAGCGAGGUCCCCUGGAGCACCUCUACUCCCUCCACAUUCCCAACUGCGACAAGCAUGGCUUGUACAAUCUCAAGCAGUGCAAGAUGUCGGUGAACGGGCAGCGUGGUGAGUGCUGGUGCGUGGACCCCAUCCACGGGAAGGUGAUCCAGGGUGCGCCCACCAUCCGAGGGGACCCCGAGUGCCACCUCUUCUACACAGCCCACGAGCAGGAGGACCGGGGAGCACAUGCCCUGCGGAGCCAGUAGACGGACGUGAUCCUGCUCGCCGUGGCCCUGGUGCUGGAUUUGUACAUGGGUUUCAGCGUGUCUCUUUAGGCUCUGGAAGAGACCAGGGUUGGGUCCCACGUUCUGCCCUCCUGCUGCCCGGCUCCUGGGGAGGGAAGGGACGAGGGGAUGGGAAGGGCGGUGGGGGGGUUGCAAGGAGAAGGGACUGCUUUCCUAUAGUCUUUUGCCCAACGUCAGCCAGAGAACCGGUCUUUUUUGCUCCUCGCCUCGUGGCCCUGCCCUCCCUGCUGCUUUGCGGCAUCAUCUUCCGCAGGCAAAACCCCAUGCCAUGGAGGGGAGGGGAAAAAACAAAAACAAAACAAAAAAAAACAACAACAAAAUCCCACUUCUCCCUCCAUCCCUCCCUCCCCCGAGACCAAAGACUGUAAAUACUGCUUCUCGUGUCCUGUUGGUCCUGGCGCGGGAUGCGGUGUGGGAGGGAGGGAAGGAGGAAAGCCCCCCUUCCCAGCUGGAACAUGCCAGCGCAAUGGGGAUGCGUCCCCCAAGGGGGCAUCACCAGCGGAUAGAAACAAGACAGCCCCCCCAAAACCACCCCUGGCUGCAGCCAGCCCUGCUGGUCCAGGAGGUUGGGGCCUCUGGGUGACUGCGGAGCUGAAUGCUUGGUUUUCCGAGGGGUUUGGAGGGCUGCUGCCCAGUAUUUCUUAGGAUCGGCUUAAGCUGAGGGAGCUAAAGUGAACUUUCCGGGGCUGGGUGGAAGGAUGCCUGUGUAGAUUUAGAAUAACCAGCCAGGGAGUGUCUCUCUUUCUCUCUUUCUUUCUUUCUAGAUAGGAAAAACUCAUCUAAAACCUGCACUCCCAGCAGCUGCUCUUGUCCCUCCAUUUUUGCUUGGGACAGGAGUGAGCAUUUGCUAUUCAGCACACACUUUUUUUUUUUUUUUGUAAGUACAGUAUAUAUCUUGCUUUGUAAAGGCCCGGACACACACGCACCCGUCUGCCCACGUGCACGUUUGUAUAGGUUAAAGCCAAGCAAUUGCAGGCACUCUGAGAGGUUUUGCACUGGACAUGCCGCUCUGAGGACCGAUGUGUCUCUGCCAUUACUUCAUCUGUUGAUUUCUUUCUGUACAGAACACACCGACGCUGAGAAUAAAUAACUUCCCCGUCGCCUAAGCAAGGAGAUUUUAUUUUUUCUCCCCUUUUUAAUAUGGCUACCCUUUGCAAAGCAAUUGCAAACAUCCUUACAUUAAAAGCAAGCAAAUUGUCUUAGAGCUUUUUGCAGGACCUUGGGCAGGGCUGGGGUGGGCAUCCCUAACAGAGGGGUUGAGGGGCUGGUGCUGUCACUGCGCUGUCCUUGGAGCUUCUGAAGAAACACCACAGUGGAGUCCUCCUGCUGAUAUCACUCAUCUGGGGGCUUGAAGCUGGGUAAGGAAAAGCAAAAAGCCCCAAACUUUGCAGAAAAAGGAGCACUGGGAUUUGUUGCUAUUUUUUCUUCCUUCCUGUCCCUAUGUUUCACAUCUGAAGUGGAAAGAGCAUGGACGGUCUGUGUAUAUUAAACCUCUUGUGUCCUUGCGGGAGUUUGGAAGUAUCAGUGGAGGAGAAAAGGAAAAGACCUUGGGGCUGUGGUGGGAAAGCAAUGGAGAUGUGUGAGAGGGAGGGAGCAAGAAUGUAUGAGGGAGGAACGUACCUGCAUGCAAAGCCAAGUAACUGUAAAAAUGAUGCUACCUGUUUUCUGUUAACAGCCAAGGGUGUUCUGCUUUUUCAUGUAAACCUUGUGCAUGCUGGCUCUCAGCUGCAGUUUGUACUUUUUGUUUUGUUUAGGAGUCAGGAAGUUUUCUUUUGUUUUUCUUUUCUCUUUUGGAAAAGCUGAGCUGCAUAAAGUUGGAAUAAAUUAAAUGGGAUGCCAGAAAA
Molecule: messenger RNA, 2504 nt
Organism: Oxyura jamaicensis (ruddy duck)
Lineage: Eukaryota; Metazoa; Chordata; Aves; Anseriformes; Anatidae
Gene: IGFBP2
Product: insulin like growth factor binding protein 2
Exons: 4
Coding region: 16-621 (201 amino acids)
Biological process (GO): regulation of insulin-like growth factor receptor signaling pathway
Cellular component (GO): extracellular region
Molecular function (GO): insulin-like growth factor II binding; insulin-like growth factor I binding
Source: RefSeq, a predicted model, not a curated record